Molecule: messenger RNA, 1971 nt
Organism: Naegleria gruberi
Lineage: Eukaryota; Heterolobosea; Eutetramitea; Acrasida; Naegleriidae
Exons: 1
Coding region: 1-1971 (656 amino acids)
Source: RefSeq, a predicted model, not a curated record
AUGAUAAGCUUGAAAAAAACCAAUGAUCUUCACAGUCAUUUCUUUAACAUUUUGGAGUUACCAGAAAUUGUUACUCACAUUUUCCGAAAUUUAGAUAUAGAAGAAAGAGCAAGAAAAAGACUUGUUAACACAACAUUUAAUCAUGUCUAUUUAAUUGAAGAGGAGAAUGAAAUGUUGCAAUUAUGGAAGAAGUACGAGAGUGGAUAUUGUGGUGGUUAUUAUGUAAAACCACUCAGUGACGAAGAGUUGAUAGCUUUGGAACAACAAUUUGACAUGAAGAUGCAAUAUCAUUUGAAGAUUUGGUUGACCAAGUGCUCAAAUGGAAGAUUUGAAUGGCAACAAUCAUUGCUAUCAAUUGCAAAUACUGGAGAUUGGGAUUAUAUCAUUAAUUCUCCAUGUUUACAGAAAUGUAAAUUUGAAUUGAUGGAUCAUUUUGGUGAUGAGAUAGAAAACUUUAUUUGUGUCCAUUUCUCGUCCAGAGAUCUCUGUGUAAUGGACAAAAGGAAUGGUAAAUUCUACCAUUCCUCGAAUGCUGCUAGAUUAUAUUGGAAGCAGAUAGGUUAUAUUAGGGAAUGGUUAGAAAACAUUUCGUAUGAUAUUCUGUAUCCAUUAUCUGAAUUGAAAGGUGAUCAUAUCAGUGCUCAGUUUUACAAAUACUCGGAAGAUAUCAAGAAAUUGACCUCUGAAGGCAAUAUGAAUGAAUUUCUGAGAUUUAUCUCUGCAAGUCCUCAAUCCUAUUCUUUAUUGAGUAAUGAAUGGAAGGGAAAGGAAGAAGUAAUUGGAGCACUUUUAUCAAAUAAUUAUGAGGAUCCUAAUGGGUUCUUUUCACAUUUACCAGCUCACAUUCCAUUUGAUUUGAGAAAUGACAAGGAAUUUUUAUUGAAAUACUUUAAAAUAGCCGACUUUUGCUAUUACAUUCCAACAAAAUUGAGAAAUGACAAGAAAUUUAUGAAGAAAUUAAUAUUACAAUAUAAUACUUGUUUCAAUAUAGGAGCCUUGCCAAAGGAUAUUCUCAGAGAUACUGAAAUAUUAAGGUCACUUUCUGAUAGUAUUCUCUUAAACUCUGAGGUCCAAGAAUAUGUUGAUUGGGAGUUUGAAACUGUUGAGCAAGUUAAAACUUUCUUUACUCAGCACCCAGAAUCACAUAUUUCAAUUCCAUUCAUUUCAGAUACUAUCCUGAAUGAUAAAUCAGCAAUGAUCGAUAUUUUGAAUGAGGUCUAUAAUCUUGAACUUAAACCAGAAGAUACAUUGAAUGAUUUAUCAGCGAUUGAAAAAAUUGUAAAUGAAUCCUCACCAAUGGUUCUAUCUAUUGUUGAUGAAUCCAUCAGAAACAACAAAGAGUUUAUGAUGAAGCUUGGGGAAAUUUCUUUAAUGUUUAUUGGAAAUGAAUUGAAAACAGAUUUAGAUUUAAUUUCUAGUGCAAAACCGACAGUACUGAAAAAAUUGAAUCUCAUCAUGUCAAAACAAGAAUUUCUAGAAUUAUUAGAAAGGAUUCAAAAAGCACCAACUAUCCAAUUCAAAUACCUACACAAUUUGAAUUUAUUUGACGCCUUGAAAUAUCAAAUUCCCAGAGAAUAUUUCAAUGAUCCAGAGUUUGCUUAUGAAACCUAUAGAAUUACAUCAGCUUCAGAACAAUAUUUAGGGAAAGUUGCAAAACAAGAUUUUAAUUUAUGGAUUCGACUUGCACGAAUGGAAUUGGAUUUAUAUGGAGCUCCUCCAGAACUGUUGGUUACAAAUAGAGAUCUUGCCUUUCAAAACAUCUUUUCACCAAUGGACUUGCCCGAUGAUUUGAUUUUUGAUGAAGAUUUUAUGAUAACGUGGAUGGAUAACCAUCAGGAAAUCAAUGGUUUUGUUUGUUUGCCAACAAAGGCAAGAACAAGGAAGCUCUUUAAACACCUUCUUGUUAAGCAUCCUUAUUUGAAAAAGUUUGGUCCACCAGAAUGGUUGGAAGAAGAAAAACCAAGUAAAUAA